Messenger RNA from Lactuca virosa, 840 nucleotides. The record is from the annotation of a GenBank genome assembly. NCBI's taxonomy places the organism in Eukaryota, Viridiplantae, Streptophyta, Magnoliopsida, Asterales, Asteraceae.
AUGGAUCGGUUAUCGUUAUUGACUUCUGAACUAAUUAUUGAAAUUAUUUCACGAACAUCAUUACAAACAUUUGCUACUAUACGUUGUACAAAUAAAUAUUAUGGAAAUCUAACACACAACAACCAUGUUCUUCAUAACUACAACCGUAGAAAUAAUGUCGUUUGUGGAAUUAUCGUUCAACAAAAAAAAACAUGGAGAAAUAUAGAGCGUCAGUUUGUUCCGUCUUCUGCUAACAACAAUCUUGACAUUGAUUGGCUACCACAUACUUGUACUAUUUUAGCAUCAUCCUUGUGCGGACUCCUUCUUGUUGAAUCCUAUGAUCCAAAUGAAUACGUUUCAAAGAUUUUAUUUGUUAUCAAACCAACGACUACAGAUUUCAAAUGGAUACCGUUUCCGACCUCUGAAUACACUGUGGUAAAGUUUGCUUUGGUAGUUAUCAGUUCGAACCCGUUACAUUUCAAGGUCAUUCGAUUGUCAUAUACAAAGCCAUCUGAUAUGCUUAAGGAAAAAGUGGACUACGAUUACUACAAGAUAGAAUUGUUUUCAUCUACUACAUGGCAAUGGAGGGAGUUUCAAAAUAUCCAGUUACCAUCAUCUGUUUUUCCUGUUUCUGAUGAGGCAGUUACAAGUGGCGGUGUCGUUUACUUCUUAUUAUCUAAUGAUACCAUAUUGCGAUUUGAUAUUUAUUCAGAAGAACAUAUACUCAUAUUUGCACCUUCUAUUAUUAAUGACUUCAAACCGUAUGCAUCGAGACUGAUCAAGUUUCACGGAAAAUUGGGAUAUUUCUCUGUAAGUGGAGAUCGUUUGUGGACUAUUUGGGUUUUCAUUCACAAUCGGUAG